Molecule: messenger RNA, 4052 nt
Organism: Asterias rubens (European starfish)
Lineage: Eukaryota; Metazoa; Echinodermata; Asteroidea; Forcipulatida; Asteriidae
Product: glutamate carboxypeptidase 2-like
Exons: 18
Coding region: 108-2387 (759 amino acids)
Molecular function (GO): carboxypeptidase activity
Source: RefSeq, a predicted model, not a curated record
UACAACUGCGUAUAAAAUAACUGAGUUAGUUUAGCAGCAGGAGGUUGAAUACCUCAUGCAGUCAGUCCACGCUUAGCCUACAAGCUAGAAAUCAACAUAAAAUAAAAAUGGCACAGAGCAGAACACUUGUUGGAAUAGCUGCGGUAGUUGUCCUAGCAGUAGGACUUGGGAUUGGGAUUUUAUUCGGACAUUACGUGACUGCCCCAGCAGCAGCUGGUGAAGAGGUACCUUCAACUGGUGAAUCUACGGCACCCAAGAGCUACCAAGACGCGGUUAAGGAACCGGACUCCGGGAUUGCUCAAAGGAUUAUCAAUGGCAUAGACCCGGAUAAAAUCAGAGAAAACCUCAUAUAUCUGACAUCCAAAUCCCACGUAGCUGGCAGCCCGGUCAGUCUUGAGCAGGCAGAAUGGGUACGAGAUUCCUGGAUGGACCAAGGACUGGACAAGGCUGAAGUGGUCAGCUAUAAUGUCCUGCUUUCUUAUCCACCAGUGAUAGAGGAUACUGACCAAAACAGGAUUGAACUAUUGACAUCUUCAGGAGGUCCUGUUGAGUUUACAACUCAGUUAAGAGAACCUCCUCUAGACCCAGAUACAGACACUCCAAUGGAAGAUCCAGACAUUUUGGCUCCGUUCAACGCAUACUCGGCAAGCGGUGAAAUAGAGGGAGAUCUUGUGUAUGUUAACUACGGCAGAGUGGAAGAUUUCCAGGAUUUAGAAAGAGUUCUUAAAAUCGACGUCUCUGGAAAAAUCUGCAUUGCUCGCUAUGCAAAGCUUUACAGGGGAGACAAGGCUGCGAAUGCAGAGCGUGCUGGUUGUAUUGGGAUGAUUUUAUACAGUGACCCCUCGGACUACGCAGUUCCCGGAGCUGCGGUCUACCCAGAUGGAAUAUACCUACCUGGUACUGGGACACAACGAGGUUCUCUUAUGAUCGGUAUCGGUGACCCUCUGACCCGUGGAUAUCCUGCUAUUGAUUCUGCUUACCGUCUCCCGAUUGUUAAUGCCACUCUACCCAAGAUUCCUGUUCAUCCCAUUGGAUACAAUGAUGCUGCUCAAUUUCUGAGUAUAAUGGGCGGUAAUGAGACAACGGAAGACUGGGCAGGAAAUUUAACUGGUGUGGUCUUUAGGUAUGGACCAGGAUUCAAUGCUGUCAACCAAAACAAGAAAGUAGCUAUGAAGAUCUACACUACGAAUAGAAUGGCCGAUGGAUAUAACACCAUAGGAUCAAUCAGAGGCAGUGUGGAACCAGAUCGUUAUGUGAUUAUCGGUAACCAUCGUGAUGCCUGGGGGUACGGAGCCAUUGAUCCUUCUAGCGGUACAGCCUGCCUCAUGGAAAUAAGCAGAGUCUUGGGCUCUCUUAUUAAAGAUGGUUGGAGACCAAGGCGUACCAUCAUGUUUGGCAGUUGGGGAGCUGAGGAGCAUGGAAUUAUCGGAUCAAAUGAAUGGGUCGAGGAAUAUGCUCAGAAGCUUGGAGCGAGGGCCAUCUCUUAUCUGAACUUAGAUAUUGCUGUGUCAGGUACAUAUGUGGUUGAGAUUGCUGGAACACCAAACCUGUACAGCACCAUCUACAAGGCUGCUAUGAAGAUCCCGGAUCCUAACCCAGAAGGAAGUCGUCAGACGGUUUAUGACACGUGGAAAGAGAGAGACCUAAAGGGAAAUACCAAAGAUGGACAUCCUCAUAUUGGAACUCUAGGGUCAGGAAGCGACUAUGCACCAUUCCUUCAGAUUCUUGGCAUCUCGGCAAUUGAUUUAACCUACACCUACGAUCAGAAUGGUAUCCCAAUUUCUGGCUACCCCAUGUACCACUCCGUCUACGAGACCUUUAAGUUAGUCGACCGAUACUACGAUCCUGGUUUCAAAUAUCAUCGAGCAAUGACUCAGCUUGUUGCGGAGAUUGCACGUAACUUAGCGGAGUCUAUCGUACUGCCCAUGGAUGUAGCGCUCUACGCGGAAUAUGUCAAGGAAUAUUAUGAGAAUCUUCGAGAAGGAAGUUACGGACAGAGACUCAUUCAAGAAGGAAUCUCUUUCAAUGAUAUGCAGGCUGCUGUAAACAAGUUGACUGAAGCUGCCAAUGCGUUCCAACUGAGAGUUGAAGAAGCAGAUAAGACUGAUGUUCUACAGGUACGAAUGUUAAACGACCAAAUGCACAUGUUUGAGAGAGCUUUUAUCGACGUCCAAGGUCUGCCGGAUCGUCCUUUUGUCAGGCACAUUGUAUUUGCACCAAGCAGCCGAGACAGCUACGCCAGCGAUAAAUUCCCCGGAAUCGUGGACUCUAUGUUUGACAUCGAUAACAACCCUGACCCUGAGAAAUGGGAGCUCGUCAAGAAGCAAUUAUCAAUCGCUAUCUUCACUAUCCAAUCAGCAUCAAGCAUUCUCUUAGAAGUGGCGUAAAGGUUCAAAGGUCGUCUUUCAGAAGGAGAUGUGUCAAAACAUUUUCAAAUGUUUCAUUUAUUGGUUGAGGGGAGUUCAAGGAGUUUGUUUUCCUAGUGUUUUCUGUAAAACUAAAACACUUUUUGCACCAAACCAUAUGGCGCUCUGUAGGUGUUUGGUAUUUCAGAUCUUUCAACUCCAAUUUGAAGUACUUGCAUCCUAACAACUGUAUUUUGUUUCAACUAUCAUUGAAAACCUAUAUCGCAUCUGGUCUUCUAGAAUCCUCCCGGCGGACAUCCAAAACGCGGCAGGAGGAAAAUGAGCUACACUGACACAAUCACCCGAGACACAAAUCUCAAUCCAAAUGAGACGCAACAACUCAUGAGGGACAAAGCAACCUGGCACCACUUCAUCAAAGCUACUUCUACUAUUCCGUCUUAGGACGAAGGAUGAUGAUGAUGAUCAUUGAAAUGAUCAGAUCUUUCUCUUUCCUUGGUGGUGGCAAGCAUGGUAUGGAGGGUGGCAUUGACUAAAACUACGACUUUGUCACAAAUGUCCUUGUGCUCAGGCGACUUAAGUCACCAUUGGGGAUAAAAAGGUUACACUUUGUGGCUUUUGGGUGAAACAACAGUAUUCAAAUUGAGGCUUUUAUAAGAGCCACAGCCGGACCUGUCUUCCAUUAUAACAUUAUCGUGUUAAAUAGAGAGUUUCUCAAUAAAUGGUUUUGGGUUAAAGAUUGUUACAGACAGGUUUAUAAUUUAGUCUUAAAAUAUUCCACACAGAAUCAACUCAAACCGAUCAAGCAAUAUAUUUUUGAAGGAAUUUUUUUUUACAAAUUUCUGAUAUAGAUCCUUUAUUCAGAUUAUCGUAGUAUAAUUUUUAGAAUUUAGAAAUUUUAAUUAUAAGAGAAGUAAUAGUUAAUGAUGCGAUUAUUAAUUGUUUGAAAAAGUCGACAAUUAUUUACUUUCAAGACUUCAAAACUAUCCACUCUCACAGCAGAUCAGAGGUAUAUAAUGGGGCAGAGACCCACAAUCUUGUUCUAAACUUGUGUGUGAAUUGGGGGUACAAUGUUCUUUCUACUUCAAUCUGACUUCCACAAAGUGUUUUUAAAUGACAUGAAAGGCAUGUAAGUCGGCCCUUGUACUAAAGACAAACUUUCUGGGUUUUGUUCCGAGGGUUAAUUAUCUUGUCUGGAAUGUAGAAAGAAAAUACAGGAAAUAAUGGCAGUGAAAGUUUGUUGAAAAGUAUUUUGAGGUUUCUUGAUAAUUGUACUCUGCUUUAGUUUAGAAAUGUAAAGCAUUUUGAUGCCUUGGCUCUUUUUAAACUUUCUGUUAUCAUUUAAUAAUUAGUUAAUUAUUUUAUAAAGGAAAUCAUGAUGUAAUUGGUCAUAAAGUAAUGUUGGUGAUGGCUCAAUCAAAGUGUAUUUAUUAUUUUCAUGUUGGCCUCUUCUUUUUUUUUUCUUCUUUUUUGUUAAAUACAAAUUACUGUGGUAAAAGUUAAUUAGACCAAAGUGCCUACUACAGAGAUUAAUUGUGUCUAUCUAUGCAAAAUUCAUAUACAAAUUAAGUAAUGCCUUAAAUAAUUAAAGGUAUCUAAUUUUUAGUCUUCGUUUCAAACAUAAAGUAAUCAUAAGAUGUAAUUAUGAAGUUUGAUUGAAAUAUUGAAUAAAAUAUAGUGCGAUUUUAA